Theobroma umbraticum is the source of this 1290-nucleotide messenger RNA. RefSeq names its product FtsJ-like methyltransferase family protein. Lineage: Eukaryota; Viridiplantae; Streptophyta; Magnoliopsida; Malvales; Malvaceae. Gene Ontology annotation, biological process: RNA methylation. The record is from RefSeq and is a predicted model, not a curated record. Gene Ontology annotation, molecular function: rRNA (uridine-2'-O-ribose)-methyltransferase activity.
CUCUUAAGUGCAUAUUUGUUACUACUCAUAGAAGGCAAGGUCUUGUAAAAUGCUUUGUGGUUGGAUUGCAGCCUUUGGUGCCUAUGAUUUCAUGAUGGAUUUCACAUAUACGAAGAUGAGGUGCUGACUUCCUAUAUCAUUGCUAUGUAAGUAAGAUCUUGCUAGGGCUUUUUCUCAUGCUGUUGAAGACUUCAAUCGGAGGGUUUAACUGAGAAGACGGUUUUAGAGAUUUGCUGAGAGAAUGAGCGGAGCAGGAGCACCGGAUUUUUUCUACAGGGAAGCUCAACGCCUUGGCUAUGUUGCUCGUUCUGCUUUCAAGCUGCUGCAGAUACAGAAGCAAUAUAAGUUGAUAAAGCCAGGUUCUGCUGUUCUUGACCUUGGUUGUGCCCCCGGUGCUUGGCUUCAGGUUGCUUGUCAGAGCUUGGGUCCAUUGAAGAAUGGUGGGGCUGUUGUGGGAAUUGAUCUUAAGAAGGUGAAGGUUCCUUCUGUUCACUGCGAUUCCAGGGUUCAAACUGUAUCGGCUGAUGUCAUGAAACUACCCAAGCAACAAAUUAUGGAACUUUCUCCUCAGAAAAAAGGGUUCUCGGUUAUACUUUCAGAUAUGUGCCCCUUGGUUUCUGGAAUUACGACUAGGGAUGCAGCUUUAUCCUUUGAGUUAGGUAUGCGAGCACUUGAUUUGGCUGUUGGUAGAGCUGCCGACCUUUCAGAAGAUAAUUUUCAAAGUGAAGGAGAGUCAUACACUCCUGGUCCAGAUGAUAAUGGUGUACUGCUAUCCAGAGGGCAUCUUGUCAUUAAGCUUCUGGAGAGCGAGGAUAUAAAAGAGUUGUGCCAGAUCUGCAAAUCACUCUUCAAAAAGGCAUCAUGGUCAAGGCCAAAAGCUACAAGAUCAUCAUCUAGAGAAAUUUAUUUAAUUUGUCAAGAUUUGCAGUCAUAGACAGGAUCAGUUUAUUUUUUUGGGUUGGUCUCUUCUUCAAGUUCCAACAACCAGCAGCCAAGAUGAAGCUAUAUCUGCCUAAUGUUGCUGCACCUUAUGUUCCAGCCAUUUUCUAAUGCUGUUGUUAAAAACUGAGAAAACAGGUCAUAUCCAGGCUCAUUUCAUUUCAGCUGCUCAGCUCUCAUCAUCAUGUCCCAACAACCAGCUGUAGAAACAAAGCCAUGCUAAUUUUCUUGUCAUUUGUAAUUUUGUCAAUGUAGCCGGAUAGACAGGUCUUCUUAUAACUUUUGUUGCACAUAGGGUAUUUCUGUAUGUCUCAAUUGUGGAAAUGUGAGAUGUUGAUGGUGUUAUUAAUU